This is a messenger RNA of Limanda limanda (common dab), 3113 nucleotides long. RefSeq names its product glucan (1,4-alpha-), branching enzyme 1b (gene gbe1b). The record is from RefSeq and is a predicted model, not a curated record. Gene Ontology annotation, cellular component: cytoplasm. Lineage: Eukaryota; Metazoa; Chordata; Actinopteri; Pleuronectiformes; Pleuronectidae. Gene Ontology annotation, biological process: glycogen biosynthetic process. The coding region runs from base 100 to 2169 and encodes 689 amino acids. Gene Ontology annotation, molecular function: cation binding; 1,4-alpha-glucan branching enzyme activity; hydrolase activity, hydrolyzing O-glycosyl compounds. The transcript is spliced from 16 exons.
CUGUGCCAUCCAUUGUCCAAGAGGACCCCGCAUCGGCAGCUCCGUGCUCGACUGGUUCUGUCUAGAGGGGGUGUGGAGGUGGGCGGUGGGGGGGACGCGAUGGCAGAAAGCGAGGAUCAUGUUUCGAUCCCCGAGUUCAGCUGCCUUCUCCAAAUGGAUCCGCAGCUCAAAGCCUACGAGAAGGACUUCCAGCGGAGGUAUGAGCUGCUCCAGAAGAAGCUGUUCCAGCUGGAGGAGGCGGAGGGAGGCUUUGACCAGUUCACUCGCAGCUACAAGACCUUCGGUGUGCAGCGGCAGCCGGACAACAGCCUGUCCUUCACCGAGUGGGCUCCGGCUGCAGAGGCCCUCUUCCUCACCGGCGAAUUCAAUGACUGGGACAAAUUCUCCCAUUCCUACACCAAGAAGGAAUUUGGAAAGUGGGAACUGAUUCUGCCGCCAAAACCGGACAAGUCUCCAGCUGUGGAUCACAACACCAGACUCAAGGUGGUAGUUCACACUAAGGACGGCGAGCGGCUGUACCGGAUCUCACCAUGGGCAAAAUAUGUGAACAGGGAGGAGAAAUCCAUCAUCUACGACUGGGUUCACUGGGACCCCCCGAACCCUUACAUUCAAAUCCACCCUCGGCCCAAGAAGCCAGCGAGCCUGAGGACGUACGAGGCCCACGUGGGCAUCGCUUCCCCGGAGGCAAAGAUCGCCUCGUACACCAACUUCACCACCAACGUGCUGCCGCGGAUAAAAGACCUGGGUUACAACUGUAUUCAGCUGAUGGCCGUCAUGGAGCACGCCUACUACGCAAGCUUCGGAUAUCAGGUCACCAGCUUCUUUGCUGCGUCCAGUCGCUACGGGACCCCAGACGAGCUGAAGCAGCUGAUCGAUGUGGCCCACUCGAUGGGCAUCAUGGUGCUGCUGGACGUGGUUCACAGCCACGCCUCCAUGAACACUGUGGAUGGACUGAACCAGUUCGAUGGCUCCGACUCGUGUUUCUUCCACUCGCCGCCCAGAGGGGAGCACAAGCUCUGGGGCAGCCGCCUCUUCAACUAUUCCAGCUGGGAGGUAAUGAGGUUCCUAUUGUCGAACCUGCGCUGGUGGAUGGAGGAGUACCGCUUUGACGGCUUCAGAUUUGAUGGUGUGACCUCCAUGCUGUAUCAUCACCAUGGCGUCGGCACCGGCUUCUCGGGGGACUACAGCGAGUACUUUGGCCUUCAGGUGGAUGAAGACUCCCUGGUUUACCUGAUGCUUGCCAAUCACAUUCUUCAUACCCUUUAUCCUGAUUGCAUCACUAUUGCAGAGGAUGUGUCAGGGAUGCCGGCUAUGUGCAGAGGAGUGGUGGAGGGGGGGCUUGGGUUUGAUUACCGACUGGCUAUGGCCAUCCCUGACAAGUGGAUCCAGAUCCUGAAGGAGUUAAAGGAUGAAGAGUGGAGCAUGGGCGAUAUUGUCUUCACGCUGACCAACAGGCGAUACGGAGAGAAAUGCAUAGCCUAUGCAGAAAGCCACGAUCAGGCUCUGGUUGGGGAUAAGAGUCUGGCCUUCUGGUUGAUGGACAAGGAGAUGUACACCAACAUGAGCACCAGGAUUCCCAUGACCGCUGUCAUUGACCGCGGCAUGCAGCUGCACAAGAUGAUCCGGCUCCUCACACACGCUCUGGGUGGAGAAGGAUACCUCAACUUCAUCGGGAACGAGUUUGGUCAUCCUGAGUGGCUGGAUUUCCCCAGAGAGGGGAACAAUCAGAGCUGCCACUAUGCCCGGCGGCAGUUUAACCUCCUGGAUAUAGAUCACCUCCGCUACCGCCAGCUCUACGCCUUUGACCGGGACAUGAACCGCACCGAGGACAAGUACGGCUGGCUGGCUGCCCCACCUGCCUUCGUGAGCGCCCAGCAUGAAGGAGACAAGGUCAUAGUGUUUGACAGGGCAAACGUGCUCUUUAUCUUCAACUUCCACCCUUCCACCAGCUUCCAGGGGUACCGGGUGGCUGUGGACGUUCCAGGGAAAUACAAAAUCAAGCUGGAUACGGAUGAGGGGCUGUACGGAGGUCACGGGCGGGUCGACCACAACGCCGACUUCUUCACCGAGACGCAGCCAUUCAACGGCCGGGCCAACUCCAUGCAGGUCUACAUCCCCUGCAGAACAGCUAUUGUCCUGGCCAACGAGGAGAUAGAUUACUGUUAUUAGAGGAUGAUUGUCUCCACAGAGACGAGGAUCGAGAAUGGAUUCCAACCCCAACUGAGUGUUAACAAUCACCUUCAUCUUAAAGUGUCAACCUUGCGCGCCACCCAAACCCACUUUUUGAGUUUGAGUCUUUUUUGCUAAACGGGGAGAAAAUUGUGAGCUUGUGUGCUUUCAAAACACCAUCUGCAACAUUAGAUGCUGUGUAACCCCAUUUGCUGCAGAUUGGUCCAUUUGGGCAGCGUCCAACAUUACCAGCAGCUAGAUGCUAAAACCCACAACCCUGCAGAGCCCAUCCACCACGAGCCAGCAGCCAUUUAUAGGCUCUGCUGACUCUGGUGUGUGUCGUCUGAAACACACGACUGACAACUGUGGCCGAGCGGAGGAAAAGCAGAAUCCUGACACAUGAUGAAAGCUCAGAGAAACGAGAAUAUCUUAGAACGUUAGUUGAUUUGAUUAUUUUGUAUUUAAAUGCAAAAAGUAUUAUGGUGUCAAAGACACGGAGCAAUUUAUAGUUUCACCAGCACUUACGUCCACGUAUUUAAUCACUGAGUUGGGUGUUAAUUUGCCUUGUGGGACGCAUAAAAAAUGUUGUAAUUUGCACAAAAUAAUAAGAUGCUUUGAAUUAUUACACUUUUAAUGGGUGUCUGUAACAGUUGUGUUGUAAUGUUUGAAUUUAUUCAGCUACCAGGAGCAUUUAUGUGGUUAUUUAUGGCCCAGUUAUUAAGUCAGUAAUUUGCAGUUGAAGCAAAGUGAUAAAAUCCCCUAAUUUGGAUUGUUCAUAGACUGUAGGAUGUAAUGCACUAGUAACUGAACCAACACAGAGUUUCCACUUUGCAUAAAGUCGUGCACAGUUUCCUCCUGCAGUAGAUCCCAUCAAGUCAAUGUGUGGCGUGAAGUUCAGCAAACUUUUCAAACUGCUAAUUCAAAUAAAUUGAUUCUGAUCGUGA